This is a messenger RNA of Pelobates cultripes (western spadefoot toad), 6843 nucleotides long. NCBI's taxonomy places the organism in Eukaryota, Metazoa, Chordata, Amphibia, Anura, Pelobatidae. The record is from the annotation of a GenBank genome assembly.
AUGCAAGCGUCCAUGCCGUUCGAGCGCCUAGCCACGCCCCCAGAAUUAGAUGUUUUUAAAGAUCAAGCAAGUAUCCUUAUGGAUAAAUUUACGGAGAAAAAAUAUCCGAAAAGUAUACUUGAUAGAGCAUAUGAGGAAGUAACCAUACUUGACCAGGAAGAUUUAACCGUGGGACGAAAGAAUAGACUAACUGAAGAAAAAGAUAAAAAGAUGCCCUUGGUAUUUUAUUUUAAUAGUGAUUCCAGAAAAAUCAGGUCUAUAAUUAAUAAACAUUGGCCCUUACUGAAGAAAGAUCAAGAAUUGAAAUUUACCAGAAAGACCUUUUAUUACCUUUAGAGGUGCACCAAAUUUUAAAAGACUCCUAACUUUUAAUCUCCCUAAAAAAGAAGUAGGAACAACGUUUUUAAAUAAUAAGAGUGGUUUUUAUUCAUGUGGAAAGUGCAUGGGCUACAAAUGCAGUAAAAAUAAAACUUUAAAAGGAAUAAGCAAAUUUAAAGCAAGACAAAAGGAUGAGGAAUUUUUUAUAAAAGAUUUUAUUACUUGUUGUAGUAAAAAUUUAGUUUAUUUGCUGAUUUGCCCAUGUGGGUUACAAUAUGUGGGUCGCACAAUACGUCCCCUCCAUAAACGUAUUUAUGAACAUGUGUAUAAUAUAAAACGGGGCUUUGAGCAACAUAGCGUUUCAGCCCAUUUUAAUAAAUACCACAAAAGGGAUCCCAAUGGGUUAAUCUUUCUAGGAAUUCAAAUAGUUAAUAAAUCUUGGAGAGGAGGAGAUCAUAUAAAUGCAAUAGGUAGGGAAGAAAUGAAAUGGGUACAUCGUUUGGGAACCCUAGAGCCGAGAGGUUUAAAUAUAGAAUUUGAUUUGUACAAUUUUUUAAAAUAUAUAUUGAUUUUUUUAAAUAAAAUUUUUUUUUCAAUUUUUUAUUAUGUUUUUUCAGUUUUAGGAUAAUAAUUAUUUUAGAGAUAUCUUUUUAAUCUUGAAUCUUAAAUUAAUAGGACUUUGUUUAUAUUAUAUUUGAUAAUACAUUUUAAACAGAUAUGUGUAUAACAAAUGUGAUCUGUAAAAAAUAUGAGUGUUUAUAUAUGUGAUAAAGAAAAUGCUGUUUAGGUGAUAUGACAUUGGGAAUGAAUACUCAAGUGAAGAUUCUCGUAUGAGUACUAAGAGUUUACAGCUGGUUAUUGUAAGUGCUCCGUUCAUUUUUUAUUCUAUUUCUUUCACUAUAGCACUGGUAUAUUAGUGGCAUUUGCACUUUUGCACUUUUUUGCACUUACAUCAGUGUAUGUAAUAUUAACACACUUGUAAAACAGAGGCUGUGGAUUGAUAUAAGCACUAGAGUGUUUUUAAAGGAAUAUUGCACAUUUUUUGUCUUAAAGACAUAGCGCACCCUUUUUUCUGUAAUAUUAUAGUAAAACAAAACACGCUAAUUUAUCCAUCAUUACAGAGUACUAGCUGGGAAAUAUCUACCAAUUCAUGAGUAGGUUUGCCCUUCUUUUUCUCAUUAUCUUUCUCAAUAUUGCAUGAUCAUCUAAAGAGCAUCGUCAUCACCAUCAUUAAAAUUUUAACAAAUAUAUUGCACCAACAUCCCUCCCCAAAAAAUAUUUGUUCAAAUUUGGAAAGAUUUUAAAAUGUGUUCUAUUCUUAGAUAAAAUUCUAGUUUUAACAUAUAUGUAGCAAAUUCACAACAUCUAAGUUCUAAAAGAGGAAAGCUUUAUGAUUGUAGUAGACCUUCUUUCUUGACUUUAUUGCCGACAUAAAUUACAGUAAUUUGCUCAUAGGAUUUCACCAUGCUCUCUUUUUCCCAUUGGCUGUAAAUCUGCCUAUUAGUAUUGACCUUGGGGUUGACUAACAUUUGUUUUGCUGGGAACAGCAAGAACUGCUUAAUAUGUCCAUGCAUAUAUUUGUAUGAAUGGUGAAAUGAAGACUAGCAUAACACAUUAUUUGGAGAGUACUGCAGCAUAGAAACAGUUAUAAUAUAUUUUAAUAAGAAAUAUCUUGAACAGUACUGGUAGAUCACCUAUUGUUCCUAAAUCAAAGUAUUGCAUUUAACGGUACAAGUUGGUAUACUAAGUUAAGUGAUACAAUUGUGUCUGCAUAACUGGGAACACUGCUAAUUACUGGGACCAGGAGCUCACAUCGGGGAAGGGUGGAAAUUACUGAUUUUAAAAAUAGGUUAACUAGUUAAAGAAUUAUGGGAUCCAAAACUGGGUGCAACUGAUAAUUUACUGUCAGACCUCCAUAAGACCAUCAGAAUACAUCUAAAGUGUCUUCAUGUAUGAUUUUAGAACCCAGAAAUAUAUAUAUAUCAAUAAAUAAUAAUAUACUAUAUAUUUUUAAUUUGUUAAAUCAUCUAAUGAGGACUUUCUUUUACCAUAAAAUUGUCCCUUGCUACUGCAAAUACAUGGAAAAAAUAUAUAAAAUUUAUUUAAACAGUAGGCAUUCUUCCUGCUUUUAAAAAUCUAGAACUAUUUAUAUUUUCUUGUUUGACAAAAGGUUAAAAUAGCUUAAAAAAAAAAAGAGGUGAACAUCUUUCAGUCACAUGCAAUUCUUUGCUUUGAAUAUCAAUUUCUCUGAUAUGUUGCUCCACUUAGUAUAUUUUAUGUCCUUCCUGCAUUUUAGUGCAUUGUUACAGCUCACUGAUUUCAACCUUGUGCCCUACAUGUGUUAGAUAGAAGCUUAUUGAGACAUGUAUAAAUGUGAUGAAAGCUUCCAUUUUUUAUGUUUCUUUUUCUCUCUUGUGGUGUAUUUAGUCAAAAAGAAUGGGAAGGAACUGAUUGUUGAACUGUAGUUCUUAGGCGGCAGUAAGUAAGUCAGGAGAAAUUAAUGGUGCUUAUAAUGUGAGUCUGUGUGUGUAAGGAAAAUAUAAGCAAAGGGGCCAUUUAAUGAGUAGUCCACAGAAUGCAAUACGUACAUAUUUCAGAAAAGAACAUCUUGACAUAAUUAAGAGAGUUCUGCCUUGUUACCUACAGACAGAAAUGGGAUAUGACUGUCUGCCUAGAAUUCAUGCUGCAGAGAAAUGACAAAAAAAAAAAAUCCUUAAUGUGAACACUUUCUAAAAAUGUCCAACGCAGAACAAUAUUUAUUUGGGAAAACUUAAAGGAACACUCAUGAUAAAAAAUAGCCCUAUGAACAGUGAUCCAAACGUUCACAGCACUCUCAUUUAGAUUAAACUGUAAAUUCAACAAUAAAGGUAGAGUUCAGUAUCAAACUUCAGUAUCACUGCUAUCUGAAUGAAUUACACCACCAAUUUCACACACAAAAUGUAUAUGUAAGGCAACCUGUGAUUCUCUAUGAGUUUCCUAUGUAUUUGGAAUAAUUAAUUGACCUAUUACUCAAAAAUCACAAGAAUGGUUUUCCAGAGAAGAUCAUUGUGCAGUUUAUAACAACCACACUUAAAAUUGCUUUUUCAUGUUGUCAGGGCCACACCUAUAAGGGGCCUGUUAGAGCAGUGGGGUCCGCAUAGAGCAGUCCGCAUUGUGUACUCCAGCAAACUGGGCCACUUAAUGAACUUCACUGACAGCCAGCUCUUCUCUUCUGUAAGGCAAUGCUGUGAAUAAGUAAUGUCAGGUCAUAUAUAGGGGGUGUGUAUAUAUAGAAUUGCAUGUGUGUGUAGAUGGGUGUGUGUUUAAUAUUGUAUGUUAUAUUGUAUGUGUGUAGCAGUAAUGUGUGUAUAAUUGAAGAUUAUGCUAGCUUUAGUGUACAGAUUAAUCUUAAUUUUAAUAAUGACAGGAGGCGAGUAUUUUGCAUAAUCUUUCUUUACUAUCUCCAUAGCAGCAAAGAAAAGAGUGACAAAACUUUUAACCAAUCACAACGUAGAAUAGGGUAUAAGAGGUGUGACCUAUGACAUCAUUUCCUCUUUAAAAAUUGCGACAUCACAAGUUCAUAAAUGUAGAAAAUAACAGAACUGAGAAGUCCAUAGAGUAAGAAACUGGAAACUGAAUCAGAAUAAAUCGAACCGGAACAGGUAGAAUGCAGACGAAGGCGUCUCCUUGUCAAACGAUGGUCUACCAAGACCUGAUGAUAAAUCUUCUGAUGCGAUGAUGACGACAUCUUGUAUGGAGACUUUAAUGAUUCCGUGUAGCUUCUGGUUAAGCUGAAACGAGAGUAUAAGGUGCGUUAGAGUCCAGAAGUGAUUGUAUAAAACAAAGGAUGUCUGUCCUGUAAUUCAACUUUAAUAUCGUCUAGUAACAUGAUAAUAAUAAACUAAACGUCCUCCCUUAGUGGUGUUAAAUAAGUAUCCCACCCAGACAAUAUAUAUAUAUAUAUAGCUCUAUAAGCGAAUGUAAAUAAGGCAUUUAAACAAGAGCUACCGCGUCAGGUAUUAUACCAACAUAUGAGAGAGCAAAGAGUAACAGGUAGAAGUGAAAAUGAAAGGGAGGGAAGAACGAAAGAGAACAGGGAGGGAAAAUACUCGCCUCCUGUCAUUAUUAAAAUUAAGAUUAUCUGUACACUAAAGCUAGCAUAAUCUUCAAUUUUAUCACAUGACAGGAGGCUUCGUAUUUUGCAAUUUCAACGCUGUGAAAGAAAAGCAAACGCCGGAUUGUCAAGAGGGCGAAAGUAGAAUGUCCUAAAGGUAGAUUCUCUGGUCCAAUCCGCCGCUCGUAAAAUGUCCGAAAGGGACGCGCCUGCCGCAUAAGCGGAAGAGGCCGCUGCCCCACGAACGGAGUGUGCUCCAAAAGUUUGGUCAAUACCGGCAAGGGAUAGUAGCCAUCUAACCCAUCUGGCCAGUGUAGUAACCGAAACCGGACCAUAAGGGCGGACGUAAGAGAUGAGAAGCUGAUGAGUGGAAGGCUGCCGCAACGUCGCGGUGGCUUCCACGUAUUGACGGAGGGUUGAGACCACGCAGAGUUGAGAGUCAGAAGGGAAGAAAGGGUAGAAAACCGAGUGAGAGUUGGACUUAGUGCGACGUGAGAUCCAAAAGGUGACACCCGCCGGACAGAAGGUAAACGCGUUGGCGUCAAAGGCGCGUACGUCCGCUACCCGUCGAAAGGAAACCAGACAGAGCAGGAGGGUGAAUUUUGCGGUAAGCUGGCAGAGUGAUAGUUUCUCGUUGGGAGGCCAAUUUCGUAAGAAUUGAAGGACCACACCAACGUCCCAAAGUCUAGAAUAUUUAGGUUCCGGGGGGCGCCGUAGGCGCAUGCCGCGGAGAAGUCUGCAGAUGAGCGGGUCCUUACCAACAGGAGUCCCCUGUGUCGGAGUAUGAGCCGCUGAGAUGGCUGACCGUACCACAUUGAUGGAACGGUAUGAUUUUCCGGCAGUGAAAAGUGAAGUCAGGAAAUUCAUGAUGGAGUGAGUAGGUGCAGUAAAGGGAUUGAGGUCCCGUCCCACACACCAACUUGUCCAGGAGUGCCAUGCUGAUAAGUAGCACCUCCUAGUUCCUGGUGCCCAUGAAUCCCAUAGCAGGUCCUUAGUUUCCUGCGAUAAUUCUUCGGUUCUCCAGGAGCCCCGGAAAGAGUCCAGGCCACAAGGGGCAAGCGUUCCUGCAGGACUAGUGGGUGAGGUAGGCCCAAUGGGUUCCUGAGGAUGGUUGGGGCAUCUGGUAGGAGGAGGGGGUCGUUGAUUGAAAGUUCCAGAAGGUCCGGAUACCAUGGCUGGCUCUGCCAGAGCGGCGUGAUGAGAAUUAUUCUCACUCCCUGUAGACGGAUCCGGUGAAGGACCCUCGUUAUCAUUGCGAAAGGAGGGAAUGCGUAGGCACCGUCCCUUGGCCAUUGUUGGAGAAAAGCGUCCGUUGCGAGGCUCUCCGGGUCUGGGAGCCAGCUGAAGAAAACGUCUGUCUGUCGAUUGUUGCGGGACGCGAAAAGGUCUAUGUAGAGAGGUCCCCUCUGUUCAUCCAGUAGUGCGAGAAUGUGAGGGUCUAGCUGCCAAUCGCUGGCGUCCCGCCAGUGGCGUGAGUACCAAUCCGCCGUCGUAUUGGAGUCUCCUGGUAAGUGCUCUGCCAACAAGGUGAUGUUGCGUGGUAGGCAGUAGUCGAAGAUCUCUUUCGUGAGAUCCGCCAGUGUUCGAGAACGAGUGCCUCCAAGGCGGUUGAUGUAUCUGACCGCUGAGACGUUGUCCAUGCGGAGUAGGAUGCAGCAGUUGGAUCGGUCCUUUGCCAGGCUGCGAAUGGCGAAGGACCCGGCCAAGAGUUCCAGGCAAUUUAUGUGCAUCGAGAGCUCUUCGGAAGUCCAGACUCCUCCUGUGGACGUGGUUCCGUCUGUUGCUCCCCAGCCUGAACGACUGGCAUCCGAUUCCAGCACGAAGUCUGGCUGGUUCCCGAAUAUGGCCCUGCCAUUCCAAGCUUGCAUGCAUUUCAGCCACCAGUGUAGUUCUUCCCGAACUUCGACCGACAUAGGAACCGGUUGGUCGUAUGUCGGUUGUCUGCGAAGGAAACUUGCCUUGAGGCGUUGCAUGGCCCUGUAGUGCAGGGGCCCGGGAAAAAUGGCCUGGAUGGAUGCGGAGAGAAGGCCUACGAUCCGUGCCAGUAAUCGUAGGGGUAUGGUAGUCCGACGAAGGAUUUUCCGGAUCUCCCUGCGGAUUGCCGUAAUUUUGGUAGCCGGGAGGUGGAGAGUGCAUGAUGUGGAGUCUAUUACGAAUCCGAGGAAUUGAACUGAUCGAGCCGGGGUCAAUGCGGACUUGGGACGGUUGACAACGAAACCCAGAGAGUCCAAAAGGUGUAGUGUGUAUUCAGUGUGUCUCCGCAGAGUCUCUGCAUCCUCGUCGAAGAUCAGGAUAUCGUCGAGGUAGAUGAUGCAUCUUAUGCCUUGGGAUAUGAUUUUCGCCACUACCGGCUUGAUAAUCUUGGUAAAGCACCACGGGGCCGAGCUGAGGCCAAACGGGGACAGGUGAACUGCCAGAAGAAGCGGAGGUAG